Messenger RNA from Postia placenta MAD-698-R-SB12, 785 nucleotides. RefSeq lists its product as hypothetical. Bases 170 to 682 code for a protein of 170 amino acids. The record is from RefSeq and is a predicted model, not a curated record. NCBI's taxonomy places the organism in Eukaryota, Fungi, Basidiomycota, Agaricomycetes, Polyporales, Adustoporiaceae. The transcript is spliced from 5 exons.
UGUGGCCCUGGGAAGACAGACAAAAGCGUCGUCGGGGCGGCCCUCGCUGCGCUUCAAGCUUCACCACCCACCACCGUCUUUCUUUUCAUUCCACUCAGCCUCUCUGGUAGGGCUCGCUCAGGUUCUAGCAUCUGACAAUUCUUUGUGGCUGCCGUGUUCUUCGUCCACCAUGCAUUCGUUCCUGAGCUUCACCUUCCUGCUGGUCACCUUGCUCGCGAGCCGAGCCUUUGCUUUGGAGAUAAAUGUCGGCGGUACUAUCGGCAACGUCACCGCGCAGCAGUUCCUCGACAUUAACGACGAGACCCUGACGGGCGCCUGCACACCGCAGUGCCCCACCGCAAACACUACGGUCGCCGCGUGCACCACCGACGCGUGCCUUUGUGACCCGGCGACGGUCGCGGCGAUCACCACUUGCGAGCAGUGUUUGUUCAACACCCUCAUCGCGAAGAACAUCCCCAUGCCCGAUCCCCGCGCGGGCUCUGCGACGGCCCUCACUGCCUAUGCCGCCGCAUGCCUCGCUUCUGUGAACAUUACCGUCCCAACCUCGGAGAUCACGCUCACUCUCCCUGCGGACUGGGAUGGUCCCUUUGGUCAGCACCUCAGUUUACCCGCGACGGUAAUAACGGUGAUCGUUGCGACGGCCCUCGCCAGCGGUUGUAUCUAUGUUGUCAACACAAUGUGAAGAAUGGUGGCGUACUCAUGGUCUUUGAAGGGUCUUUGCUUCGUGUACAUUCCAAUGAUUGCUUCUGGAAAGAUUGAUUGAGUUGGUGAUAUUUACCUUGUAA